Molecule: messenger RNA, 2827 nt
Organism: Chelonia mydas (Green sea turtle)
Lineage: Eukaryota; Metazoa; Chordata; Testudines; Cheloniidae
Product: glycoprotein-N-acetylgalactosamine 3-beta-galactosyltransferase 1-B
Exons: 4
Coding region: 258-1346 (362 amino acids)
Cellular component (GO): membrane
Molecular function (GO): N-acetylgalactosaminide beta-1,3-galactosyltransferase activity
Source: RefSeq, a predicted model, not a curated record
UGUCCCUCUGUCCAUCCAUCCCCUCCCUCCAGUGGGGUCUGGCUGGACAGAGAGCUCCCCCCCGUUGCUAUAGAAACCCCCCCUCGAUGCUCGUCAGCCAGCUCCGUUUGCUGUGGCCACCAGCCCUUCCCAGCAGCCUGGGGGGGACAGGGGUUGGGGCCCUCGUUGGAUCCCAACCGCCUGUUGGAGUCUCUGGGGCGCUGUUGGCUGCCUAGGGGCUACGCUCUCCUGGCCGUGUGAAGCCCUCCCUGGGCAGCAUGGUGCUGGGGGGUUUCAAGGGCUCCUGGCUGGCCUUCCAUGUGGGCAUCGUGAUCGGCUUCCUCAGCACCUUUUACCUGCUCAACGGCCUGCUCUGGCCGCAGCCCCCAGGUCCCGAGAGCCAGACACCCCACCCUGAUGUCGACCCCUUCUGGGUCGUCCAGCAACUGGCGCUCCUCAGCGCUGGCCACCCGCACCUCUCAGGGGAGGUCAGCGCCACCGCGGCCGAGCUGUACAGCAAGGUGCGGAUCCUGUGCUGGGUCAUGACGGGCCCCAGCAACCUGGAGACCAAGGCCCGGCACGUCCAGGCCACGUGGGCGCGGCACUGCAACGUGGUGGUUUUCAUGAGCUCGGUGCGGGACGACGGCUUCCCCGCCGUGGGGCUGGACACCAAGGAAGGCCGGGACCAGCUGUACUGGAAAACCAUCCGGGCCUUCCAGUACGUCCACCAGCACCACCUGGAGCAGGCCGACUGGUUCCUCAAGGCGGACGACGACACCUUCGUGGUGCUGGACAACCUGCGCUGGCUGCUGGCCAACCACACGCCCGAGGCGCCCGUCUACUUCGGGAAGCGCUUCAAGCCCUUCGCCAAGCAGGGCUACAUGAGCGGCGGGGCGGGCUACGUCCUCAGCAAGGAGGCCCUGAGGCGCUUUGUGGAGGGCUUCAGGACCCAGGUGUGCAGCCACACCUCCUCGGUGGAGGACCUGGCGCUGGGCCAGUGCAUGGAGAAGAUGGGGGUGCGGGCGGGGGACUCCCGGGACGCCGCUGGGCGGGAGACUUUCCACCCCUUUGGGCCCGAAUCCCACCUCACCGGGAAGUUCUCCAAGAGCUUCUGGUACUGGAACUACUGCUACUAUCCCAUUGUGGAGGGCCCCCAGUGCUGCUCCGACCUGGCCAUCUCCUUCCACUACGUGAGCCCCGAGCUGAUGUACACCCUGGAGUUCCUGACCUACCACCUCCGGGCCUAUGGCUACCGCUACCGCUACCAGCCGCCCCUGCCGGAGAACGCCGCCCGCCUGCUGCAGCGCCAGGGGCGGCCGAAGGCGGCCAAGGUGACGCUGCUGGUGCAGGGCACCAAGAGACUGUAGGGGGGGCUGGGAGGCUGCGGUCGGUCUGGGGUCGAGCGUCCAGAGGCUUUGUGCCUGAGGUGAGGCGGGCGCCCUGGGCGAGCCGUGGCCGGGAGCCACGUGGCAGCCCCUGGACUGGAUGAGGGCGCGGGGUGUCUCGGUCUAGCUCCCGUCCCAGUUGGCACUGACUGACCCCCUUGCUGGUAGAGGGGCGGGGAGACCCCACAUAGAGGGUCCCCUCCGGGGCAGGGGGAGGCCUGGGGUGGGGGGUUCAGCCUCCUGGGCUGUGUCUCUGGUUUCUGAGGGUGCCACCCUGGCCCCUUCCGACAGGCCAGAUCCCUCCGAGCCCUCAGAGAUAACUGGAGCCCGACAGGUGGUGAGUUGGGGAAGGGGAGGCUGGAGCUACAUUUGGUGGGGAGGGAGGGUCCUCUCAGCCUCCCCUCCCCGCCCCCCACAGUCAAUAGGGCAGGGUCACAAGGCACAGGGGAGAUGAGGCAGGUAGCCCAACCACUGAGGAGCCUUUGGGGCUCUGUCUGAUGGGCCCUUCCAGGAAGGGGCAAGUUUGGCUCAGUCCAUGGGCCCUGGGGGCUUUAUAAUGGGGAGGUGGUAGGCACUGUCCUAAGGAGUGAGGGGGCGGGGAGCAGCCAUCUCUCCCCCCCCUUACCCCACAGAGGGGCCUGGAGGGUGUGAGGUCUGAGGAGGGCACAUUUCCCCCUUGUGGGGGGAGGAGGAGGAGCUGGGAUGCCAUGAUGGGGGCACAUGGGGUGGCAUGUGAUGGGGGUGGCAAGGAGUUCUGGGGGCAGGGUCUGGCUGGGCUGGAGAGGGCGCCGGGGAGAGAGGCCCUUGGCAGUGGGGACGCCGAGGCGGGCGGGCAUGCGAGAGGCAGAAACGCUGCCCUUGGCUGGAGGUCCCCGACGCAGAGCUGCCCGGCGCCCGGCCAAUCGCAAAUUGUGGGCGGAGAGAGACCCCGUGGCAAGCCACGGGCAAUACCACUACAUGGUGAGGGGGCCACGGGUGUAUCCACCGCCUCCAGAUUUGGCUGGAGCCCUGCCACGGAUCAGUCUACUGCAUGGUGAGGGGGCCACGGGCAAUACCACUGCGGCAUGAGCUGGAGCCCUGCCAGAGAUCAUACCAGUACGGGUGAGCAGGCCACGGAUCAUACCACUGCGUGGUAAGGGGGCUAUGGGUGAUACCAGCCACGGAUCAGACCACGGCAGGUUGAGGAGGCCACAGGCUGAGCUGGAGCCCUGCCACGGACGGCAAGCAGGAGCUCGGCAGUGGAUUGUACCACUGUGGGGUGAGCAGGAACCCCGCAGCAGAUGGCACCUCUUCACAGCCUCACUUGUGGCUUCUCUUUGUUUUGUGAAAUGCCCGUGGCAGCCCCCCACUGCCACGUGGUGGACUGGAGCAGGGGGGGUCUCCUCACUGUCUUGAUGGGCAGAAGCGAGGGGCUGAGUGGGCUGUGGGGUGAAUAAACACUGCUUUGGUUUUUUUAAAGAGAA